Acanthosepion pharaonis is the source of this 1086-nucleotide messenger RNA. NCBI's taxonomy places the organism in Eukaryota, Metazoa, Mollusca, Cephalopoda, Sepiida, Sepiidae. The record is from the annotation of a GenBank genome assembly.
AUGAGGCCUGACCAACACAAAAAGAAACGAAGUACACAGUAUAAGAAAAAACAUGGUAUCAGCGACAAACCAAAGAAUGACGACAAUAACAACAACAACAAAAAUAAUAAAGAAAAAGCCGGUUCUGGACAGGGUUCUACUCAAUGGCAAGCACCUGAAAAAGUGAACAAUACAAAAGAUGUGACUAAGAAUUUAACGUCCAAGAAUGAAAAUAAUAGCAAGGAGGAUGAAUCUUCGGCUGAGGAGGAGGACGCACUGGCAGCGUCAUUUCGCAGAAGAAAGAUUGUAAGUAACUGGGAUCGUUACCAAUCACUGCCACCUGAGAAUGAAGAUGAAAAUCUGUCAGAAAUUGGUGCUGAUUUUGGAAAACUACUUAGCCAAACAGCUGAUGCCUUGUCUCAGUUUCGUUUCAAAGAUGAAAAAGAAUGGGAAGAAGACAAAACUUUACUUUCUUCCAGUUUUGUGGCUCUUGACUGUGAGGCUCUAGCCAACAGCCUUCAGUGCCUGCCCUUAAAUGAAAGGCUUGGAUUGGACGCUACUCUCUUUAGUGAUGAACAGUUAGAAGAUUUUGCUGCUGAAGCUGAGAAAAGCAGGAUGUUAUACAAUCCUGACAGUUGCAGUACCAUUGUUCAAGAACAACAAACAGCAUUAGAUGUGAAAGCCAUACAUUCUGUACUUUCUGCUGCCAUGCACUUGGCACCAGCUCUUCUGAAGACAGUCAAAGCUGAGCCAACGCAUGUAGAAAAUGGUACUGAAAUAGUGCCAGUAGAAGAAGGAAAAGAAAAAACUGGGGUUCCUGACAAAGAAGACUCUAAGCUGACCGAUGUUGCACAAGAACCAAGGAGUAAAUCGGCCAACAUGAAAAAGUCCCCUUGUAUUACACCACAGGUCAAAUCUGAUCCCAUCUCAGAGGAAGAUGAACUUCAUACAUUGUUAUCAUUAGGGAAGACGAAACCUCAAGCAGAUGUUGGUGGGUCUGGUAACAUUGAUCGGCUGGCUGAGAUUUCAUCCUCUGGAGAGAAAAAAUAUGUGAGUUCUGCAACAGCAUCUCUUGAAGAUUGGUUGGACAGUGUGCUAGAGAGCUGA